AUGCUCCGAGGCCGAUCGCUAUCUGUGACAUCCCUGGGUGGGCUUCCUCGGUGGGAAGCCAGACUCCCUGUGGAGGAUUUACUUCUCUUUGAAGUCGCUUGGGAAGUGACCAAUAAAGUUGGUGGCAUCUACACUGUGAUUCAGACAAAGGCCAGAGCAACAGCAGAUGAGUGGGGAGACAAUUACUUUCUGCUUGGUCCAUAUUUUGAGCAUAAUAUGAAGACUCAGGUGGAACAAUGUGAACCUGUAAAUGAUGCUGUAAGAAGAGCAGUGGACGCGAUGAACAAACAUGGCUGCCGGGUGUACUUUGGAAGAUGGCUGAUAGAAGGGAGUCCUUACGUGGUGCUCUUUGACAUAGGCUAUUCGGCUUGGAACCUGGACACGUGGAAAGGUGACCUCUGGGAAGCAUGCAAUGUUGGUAUCCCUUAUCACGACCAGGAAGCCAAUGAAAUGCUGAUAUUUGGAUCGUUAACUGCCUGGUUCUUGAAAGAGGUGACAGAUCAUGCCGAUGGGAAACACGUCAUUGUCCAAUUCCAUGAAUGGCAGGCUGGGACUGGACUGAUUCUUUCUCGAGCUCGGAAACUUCCGAUCGCUACAGUCUUUACCACUCACGCCACACUGCUUGGGAGGUAUCUCUGUGCAGCAAACAUCGAUUUCUACAACCAUCUUGAUAAGUUUAACCUAGACAAAGAGGCUGGGGAAAGGCAGAUUUAUCACCGGUAUUGCAUGGAGCGUGCCUCAGUCCAUUGUGCUCAUGUAUUCACCACUGUUUCUGAAAUAACAGCAAUAGAGGCAGAACACAUGCUGAAGAGAAAGCCUGAUGUAAUUACUCCAAAUGGCUUGAAUGUUAAGAAAUUUUCAGCAGUACAUGAGUUUCAAAAUCUCCAUGCCAUGUACAAGGCCAGGAUCCAAGAUUUUGUUCGAGGUCAUUUCUAUGGUCAUCUGGACUUUGAUCUUGAAAAGACGUUGUUCCUCUUCAUUGCUGGGAGGUAUGAGUUUUCAAACAAAGGAGCUGACAUCUUCCUAGAAUCCUUAUCCAGGCUAAAUUUCCUGCUGAGGAUGCAUAAAAGUGACGUCACCGUGGUGGUGUUUUUCAUUAUGCCUGCCAAGACAAAUAAUUUCAACGUGGAAACCCUGAAAGGCCAGGCAGUGCGAAAACAGCUAUGGGACACUGCACAUUCUGUGAAGGAAAAGUUUGGGAAGAAACUGUAUGAUGCAUUAUUAAGAGGAGAAAUUCCUGACAUGAACAAUAUUUUGGAUCGAGACGAUCUGACAGUUAUGAAAAGAGCCAUCUUUUCAACUCAGCGGCGAUCUUUGCCCCCGGUGACGACUCACAACAUGAUUGAUGACUCCACAGAUCCCAUCCUCAGCACCAUUAGAAGGAUCGGGCUUUUCAACAGCCGUACAGACAGAGUCAAGGUGAUUUUGCACCCAGAGUUCCUAUCCUCUACCAGCCCCUUGUUACCCAUGGAUUAUGAAGAGUUUGUCCGAGGUUGUCAUCUUGGAGUAUUUCCAUCAUACUAUGAACCCUGGGGUUAUACUCCAGCCGAAUGCACCGUGAUGGGUAUCCCCAGCGUGACCACCAACCUCUCCGGCUUUGGCUGUUUCAUGCAGGAGCAUGUGGCUGAUCCCACUGCAUACGGUAUUUACAUCGUUGACAGGCGAUUUCGCUCACUGGAUGAUUCUUGCAAUCAGCUGACUCAGUUUCUCUAUGGAUUUUGCAAACAGUCACGCCGCCAGAGGAUUAUUCAGAGGAACCGAACCGAGAGGCUUUCAGACCUUCUGGAUUGGAGAUACUUAGGCAGAUAUUACCAGCAUGCCAGGCACCUGACAUUAAGCAGAGCUUUUCCAGAUAAAUUCCACACGGAAACCACAUCGCCACCAAUGACAGAAGGGUUUAAAUAUCCCAGGCCUUCCUCAGUACCACCUUCUCCUUCGGGAUCUCAGGUCUCUAGUCCUCAGACCAGCGAUGUGGAGGAUGAGAAUGAGGAAGAAAGAUACGAUGAAGAAGAGGAGGCUGAAAGGGAUCGGUUAAAUAUCAAGUCACCAUUGUCUCUGAAUCAUGUUCCUCGCGGGAAGAAGAAGCUGCACGGCGAAUACAAGAACUGAAUUCCACUCUGGUCGAACAGGCUAAUUUAGUGAGAACAUAGAAAGAAUGAUUACUGAAAGAAAUGAAAA
Balaenoptera ricei (Rice's whale) is the source of this 2178-nucleotide messenger RNA. RefSeq names its product glycogen synthase 2 (gene GYS2). Gene Ontology annotation, biological process: glycogen biosynthetic process. Gene Ontology annotation, cellular component: cytoplasm. Lineage: Eukaryota; Metazoa; Chordata; Mammalia; Artiodactyla; Balaenopteridae. The record is from RefSeq and is a predicted model, not a curated record. The transcript is spliced from 16 exons. Gene Ontology annotation, molecular function: alpha-1,4-glucan glucosyltransferase (UDP-glucose donor) activity. The coding region runs from base 1 to 2109 and encodes 702 amino acids.